UUUGGGGCUGCUGCUCAGCGGAGACAGCAAGCAAAAGGAUCCCAGGAUGCCCAGCUUUGACCGCUCCUGUGGCUGCAGCCGUGGGCCUAAUGUGGAAGAUGGCAAGUGGUAUGGGGUCCGCUCCUAUCUGCACCUCUUCUACGAGGACUGUGCAGGUACUGCGCUCAGUGAUGACCCCGAGGGGCCUCCUCUGCUGUGUCCCCGCCGACCCUGGCCCUCACUGUGCUGGAAGAUCAGUCUGUCCUCGGGGACCCUGCUUCUGCUGCUGGGCGUGGCGGCCCUGACCACCGGAUAUGCUGUGCCUCCCAAGCUGGAGGGCAUCGGAGAGGGCGAGUUCCUGGUGUUGGAUCAGCGGGCAGCCGACUACAACCAGGCUCUGGGCACCUGCCGGCUGGCGGGCGUGGCACUCUGCGUGGCGGCCGGGGUCCUGUUGGCCAUCUGCCUUCUCUGGGCUGUGACCGGCUGGCUGAACCACGCCAAGGCAGAACCCUCAGACAUGGAAGUGGAAGGUCACGUGGAGGUCUUCCGGGAUGAGCCAGAGCAGCAACUGUCCCCCAUCUUCCGCGACGCCAGUGGCCAGUCUUGGUUCUCACCGCCCGCCAGCCCCUUUGGGCAGUCCUCUGUGCAGACCAUCCAGCCCAAACGGGACUCCUGAGCCACCCACGGGGCCAUGGGAGGAGCCAGACCUGCAGACUGGGCCCUUCGCCUUCCCACACACCCACCCUCCUACGGUGGCCCUAAGUUCUUCCCUCCCACCCAGGCCCCCAGGAGGCCCAGCUUCUGGCCACAAGUCCAGGGCCCACAGCCCCAUGCCUCUGCUCCAGGACUGUGACUCACCCAAGAGGCUGGCCUUCCUCAAACCCUUCCCACUCUUCCCGCUCACCCCUCCUUCCUAGGGCCCUACCGAGGCAGAAGACUUCUCCCGCAACCUAACCCACUUUCUCUGUGUGACUUGGGCAAGCCCCAUGCCCACUCAGAUCACUGGUUCCCACCUCUGUGCUGUUGGUGGUUUGUGCCAAACCCCAGAGUUACAUGUCUCCCCUUCUCUCCCCACGUGUAAGCACCGCCCUUCCCAGGCACGGCUGAGGGGUGGGGAGGCGGCAGGUCAUUCUCAUCCACCAACCCCGCCCUCUGCAGCAGCACCGGGAUACCAGGAACAGAACAAAGACGCUCACUUGGCCUUCCGCUCCAGGGUGGACGAAAGCACGUGCCCACACACCCUGUUUCCUACAUGUAUUUUGGCAUCAGAGGCGCUCAGUGUACCCCGCCAUGGGCUUUUGCUAACUCCAGUUUACAGACUGAGGCAUGAGGGAGACUGGCAGUGUGCAGGAAAUUGGCCACUUCAGACGCCUCUGCGCCAACUCCUCUUCUACAGCUUGAGCCCAGAGACCAGCUGGAGACCUGAUGACCCAGGUGGUGUGGAAGAUUACUUGGACAGGCAGUGGUCCCUUUUCUUUUUUUUUUGAAAGAUGUAUUUUAUUUAUGCAUAUAAGA
Molecule: messenger RNA, 1494 nt
Organism: Condylura cristata (star-nosed mole)
Lineage: Eukaryota; Metazoa; Chordata; Mammalia; Eulipotyphla; Talpidae
Gene: NRSN2
Product: neurensin 2
Exons: 3
Coding region: 47-655 (202 amino acids)
Biological process (GO): nervous system development
Cellular component (GO): neuron projection; neuronal cell body; transport vesicle
Source: RefSeq, a predicted model, not a curated record